ACAAAUCAAUGGUAGUGGUGGUGAACUUGAGGGGGCAGGGGAGGAGGUAGGUUUGGUUUGGGGUUUGGGGGAGGGGGAGGGGGAGGGGAUGCCGGAGCUGCCGGAGGUGGAGGCGGCGAGGAGGGCGCUGGAGGCGCACUGCGUGGGGAGGAGGAUCGCGCGCUGCGCGGUGGCGGAUGACCCCAAGGUGGUGGUCGCCGCCGCCGGGGGGCGCGUGGCGUUCGAGCGCGCCAUGGUCGGCCGGACCAUCGUCGCCGCGCGGCGGAGGGGCAAGAACCUCUGGCUCCGCCUCGACGCCCCUCCAUUCCCCUCCUUCCAGUUCGGGAUGGCAGGUGCGAUCUACAUUAAGGGAGUUCCUGUGACCAAGUACAAGAGAUCAGUUGUCAGUUCUACAGACGAGUGGCCCUCCAAGUACUCCAAAUUUUUUGUUCAACUUGAUGAUGGCUUAGAGUUUUCCUUCACUGAUAAGAGGCGGUUUGCAAGAGUUCGGUUGUUUGAAGAUCCCGAAACUGUACCCCCGAUUUCUGAGUUAGGACCAGAUGCUCUCUUUGAGCCGAUGUCUUCUGACAGUUUUGCGGACUCGCUGAGCAGAAAGAAGAUUGGAAUAAAAGCUCUUCUACUCGAUCAGAGCUUCAUAUCAGGAAUUGGUAAUUGGAUUGCAGAUGAGGUGCUUUACCAGUCGAGAACCCAUCCAUUACAGAUUGCUUCAAGUCUAUCCAGGGAGAGUUGUGAAGCACUACACCAAAGCAUCCAAGAGGUUGUGAAAUAUGCUGUUGAAGUUGAUGCUGAUUGUGACUGCUUUCCUGUGGAAUGGUUAUUCCAUCACCGAUGGGGCAAGAAGCCUGGUAAAGUCAAUGGACAGAAAAUUGAGUUCAUAACAGCUGGUGGCAGGACUACAGCAUACGUGCCACAACUGCAGAAGCUGACUGGAAUGCAAUCUAGCAAAGUAGUCAUUGCUAACCCAGAACAAGUGGCAGAGAACGAUGAUGCGAAGGAAAUAGACACAGAUCCAGAAGAUGCUGAUAAUUUGAAUACAAAGAAGCGAGGAGCAACUUCUAGGGUUGCCAGGGGAAAGCAAAAGAGAGAUGCCAUAGGUGCCCUUUCCAGAAAGACAAGGAAAAAUGGUGGUGGCAAGGAGAAACCAGGUAGUGACUAUAGUGAAGAUGAUGGUGAGACUGCUGAACCAAACAAAGUUAGCACCAGUAGCAAGGGCGAGAAGGCAGAUCCGGUGAGAAGAUCAUCAAGGACCGCAUCGAAACCCCGCCAGGUAAAUAAAUUAAAAGAAAGAUAGCAAGAGAUGAAGAGACUCGCUGAUGUUCGCAAAGAUCAUUUUGGUGUGUGUAUAGCUUUAGCUUUAGAUGCUCUCCGAUGGCCAUAUUGGUGAAAUCCUUGUAGCCUUGAUUAGUGAGUUCUUUUCUCUGUGUCUUGUGCGCUACUGUACCAGAUUAUUCAAAGAUGCCCUCUUGGAAAUUGGAAGGUGUAAUCGUUCCAUACUGGGCAAAACAUAUGCUUCUCCUGUGCAACAUGAACAAUGACAUAUCUAGGCUAUGUUGCUCGUGUCAAACCACCACCUAGGUUAUCUUUUUUUAUUUUUUUUUAAGACGGAAGAAGUAAGGAUGAAUGUAUACACACAUGCUUGUCUAUCAUUCUUAAGAUUUGAGUCUCUUGGGGACAGAGAGUAAUCCAUAGAUUUAACUCAA
Molecule: messenger RNA, 1700 nt
Organism: Oryza sativa Japonica Group (Japanese rice)
Lineage: Eukaryota; Viridiplantae; Streptophyta; Magnoliopsida; Poales; Poaceae
Product: formamidopyrimidine-DNA glycosylase
Biological process (GO): base-excision repair
Cellular component (GO): nucleus
Molecular function (GO): DNA-(apurinic or apyrimidinic site) endonuclease activity; damaged DNA binding; zinc ion binding
Source: RefSeq, a predicted model, not a curated record